Messenger RNA from Rotaria socialis, 1878 nucleotides. NCBI's taxonomy places the organism in Eukaryota, Metazoa, Rotifera, Eurotatoria, Philodinida, Philodinidae. The record is from the annotation of a GenBank genome assembly.
AUGAGUAUUAGUUCAUUCGAAAUUUUACCUGACGAUGUUCUUUAUGAAAUUUUCGGUUAUUUAUCUCCAAUUGAUAUUCUUCAAUCAUUGUUUUUAUUGACAAAACGUUUAUCAAGAAUCAUAUCGAAUGAAUAUUUAUGGCACAUUCAUAUUGGUGAUACAACAAUGUCAUUAAUGAUGUUUAAUGAUCAAUGUCAAAAUAUCUUGAAAUUAAUAGGAGGUCGGGUGGUCUCGCUACGUGUAACAUUAAUUGAUGUUAUUGGUGGAUGGUCACUCAUUUCAUCUUCUCUUCAAUAUCAUCCAACAACAUUGCUUCAACGUCUACAUUUAAUCGAUAUUAAGCCACAUGAAUUCGAUAAAUUAUUGCGUAACCGUUUAAUAAAACAAUUACAUACUUUAUUAAUUGAUGUGACAUCCUCUAAUCCAUUUAAUUAUCUUAAAAUUGAAGGAAUUUAUCUAGUUAAGGUGUGUUCAAGAAUGCCUCUUCUAAAAAUUUGUCGACUGUCUUUUGAUUAUGAUGAUAACAAUGUUAAUCAAAUAGAAAACAAUUCAUUGGGAUAUCAAAUAACGUUACACAAUUUAUUAAAUCAAAAUCAUCUGCGUACAUUAACUAUUGGUAUACGCACAUCACGUUUUCUUGAGCGUUUAUUAUUAUGUAUACCAUUUAUCGAGAAUCUUUCUUUUGGUAUAAAAGAUCGAGAUAGUAAUGAGUAUGAUAUACAUGAUAUAAAAUUAUUACCUACUACUAUUAUUGAUGCUCGUCUUCUUCGAUACCUAUCUCGUCUAUGUAUAAAUUGUAUGAAUAGCAUAAGUUUUCAUCGAAUUAUUACACUUUUAUCAUCUGUGUUCGGCCAACUUUGCCAUUUUUCAUUAAAAAUAGAAGCGCUUACAUCAACUUCUGAUCCAUUAAUUAUAUCAGGUGACAUUAUUCAACAACUGUGCAUCGAUCGUCUUCAACCAAUGGCAACUUAUAGUGUUAAUCUAUUAUUAUACGCUACGGAUACUUUUGAAGAAAAAAUAAUUUUCAAUUCGUUUUCUAAAGUUCCAUUUAUUCAACGACAGCGACCGAGAGUAUUCAUUCAAGAACUUAAUGAUCAAGAUAUUGGUCCUACAUAUCAUUGUUUUAGGGUAUAUACUUUACCAGAUAAUGGCAAAAUUCUUUCGUCAUACAUAUUCUCAAAAGAACUUGAAAAAUCUUGUGAAAUGCCGGUUAAUCCAGUAGAUCGAUUUCCACGCGCUGAUACAUUAUCUCUACGUGGCUAUAAGAAGAUCAAUUGUGUUCGAGAUCUUGGUAAUUGUAGAAGUUCUAUAUCAUCAUUAGUUCCAUGGUCAUUAAUAACAAAUAUUUCAGUCAAUCAUAGUUAUGUUCUUACUCCGGCCACAUUAGAAUCAAUAUUACGGAUGGCUUAUAACGUACACACACUAGAAAUUUUCGAUGAUUAUGGAAUUUUGUUUCGUCCAAUAUUAAAUAAUCAUAAUCUUACAACUCUAAUCAAUCAACAAAUUGAAUCAUUCGAAAUCUUCGAUAUAACAUUGACAUUGCAAAAUGCUCAACGGCUUUGCACAUUAUUGUCGAGUCGAUUAUCUAACUUGAAGAAACUUUCAUUUAAUAUUUGUGAUGCACAUCGUCGAUGGAAAUGGAGACCAUCUUGUAUUGUUGACGGGAAAAAUAAAUCCACAAGACGUAUUGUUACUCUUAUUUAUGUGCUUGUUGAUAAAUUACAAAAACUUGUUUCGCUACGCAUUGUCUUUUCCAAUUCCGAAUUCCAUGAUACACCGUGUUUUCCACAUUUAAUUCGACGACAAUUACAUCAAUAUACACUUAAUCGACCAUUUCGAUUACGAUUUUCUUUCAAUGCAAUUGAACUGUGGCUUUAA